GCGGCAAACCUUCAGGUUCCCAUGGCAACCAAGAACGCGUCUCCGGGGAGAUGGGGCUGCGCCGCAGCGGGCGCGUUGCCAGGCUUCGCUGCCCGGCCCCGCACGCGCCCAAGCCCCAACGCCCGAGGCAGCGCGCAGGGAGGGGAAGGAGGGAGGGCCAGCUCCGGCUCAGGCGCGCCCCCCGGCCCUCCGAAAAUGGGCGGGGCGGGGUUCCGGCCCCGCCUCCUCGCGCUCUCCUGCGGGCGAUGCUCCCGCGCUGCGGGAGGCGUCCGGGCGCGGGGGGCGGGGCAGGGGAAGCCCCGCAGACUUUGCCACGCCCCACUGACUCCCCGUCCCCACCUGUCACGGGAGGGGAUGUGGACUCGCUCCCGGACCCCAGUCGCGCCCCCUCGAACUCUAUCCAAUCUAAACCACGAGCGCUUCUCCAACAGCCAAUCAGAAGCGAGCAAUGAGCCAAGAGCCUGCCCCCAGCGUCUGCUCCGGCCUGAAAGUGGGAUCGCGGGCGGCAUCGAAAUCUGCAUCAGCUUCCCCACCGAGUACAUCAAGACGCAGCUGCAGCUGGACGAGAGGGCCAAGCAGCCGCGCUACACCAGCAUCCUUCACUGUGUGAAGCUGACCAUUCAGGAGCACGGCUUCCGGGGCCUCUACCGGGGCCUCAGCUCCCUGCUCUACGGCUCCAUCCCCAAGUCGGCCGUGAGGUUCGGCAUGUUUGAGUUCCUGAGCAAUCGCUUCCGAGAUGCCGACGGCAAACUGAGCAACAGAAAGAGCUUUCUCUGCGGCCUGGGGGCCGGUGCCACGGAGGCCGUGGUUAUUGUCUGCCCUCUGGAAACCAUCAAGGUGAAAUUCAUUCACAAUCAGACGUUCGGAGAAAUUAAAUACCAAGGAUUUUUCCACGGAAUCCGUGAGAUUGUGAGGGUACAAGGCGUGCAAGGAAUCUACCGGGGCCUCACGGCCACCAUCAUCAAGCAGGGAUCCAACCAGGCCAUCCGCUUCUUCACAAUGACCUCCCUCCGCAACUGGUACCAAGGUGACAAUCCCCAGAAAAAGAUCAACCCUUUCAUCACAGCCACCUUCGGGAUGACCGCAGGAGCCGCCAGCGUCUUUGGCAACACCCCAGUUGAUGUGGUAAAAACACGGAUGCAGAGCCUGGAAGCGAACAAAUACAAAAGUACGAUUGACUGCAUCUCCCAGAUCUAUAAAAACGAGGGCCUGCUGGCGUUUUACAAGGGAACUAUCCCGCGCCUUAGCAGGGUUUGCCUGGACAUGGCCGUUGUCUUUGUCCUGUAUGAGGAAAUCAUGAAAUUUCUCAACCUGAUCUGGGUAACCAAUUGAGGAGACCGCCAAGUGGACACCGGCUGUGGCCUUCCAGACUGCUGAUGGUGAUGGGUGGUGGGAGCCACCAUCCACCUCCAUUGGCUCCCACCUUGGUGGGCAUCCUGCACGAGCCCCCAACCCCAGCUUUUCUUUAAACCUCGGCUAGAAUUUGUCAGCAGCCUGAGCUUUAGCCCUCCCUUCUCUAAAGGAGGGGGGACCAAAGCCUCUUCUGUGGGAGCCGCCAGCACUCGGCCAGUGCCUGGGGGCCCUCCUCGUGGGCCUGCAUUUUGCCGCCACAAAGGCGCCUGGAGUGCAGCCGAAGUGGACAAAGACAAGGGGAUGAGAAGGGGGGAUUGGGGGGAGCAGCCACCUGGUUCAGAGGCAGAGGUGGGAGAGCGGCUGAGGUGGGUGAGCGGCUGAGGUAGGAGGGCUGCCGUGUUCCCCAGAGCCACUCAUGUUGUUCCGUGACCUCCGUGGCUCUUGGGGCCAGGGAAGAGCCCACCAGGGGGUCCUCGGGCAACGUACCUUCACUCCUGGUGCCACCUUGAUGCUUCUCAGGCUGUUAUUUGUCCCAUUUCUGAUGAAAUUGAUUCUCACGUUCUAACUUUUCUUGCCAAGAGACUCAAUAAACCUUUGAGUGAAGUUGUUUAAAAGGCUUCAGAAUUCUAA
Messenger RNA from Sarcophilus harrisii (Tasmanian devil), 1983 nucleotides. Its product is annotated as tricarboxylate transport protein, mitochondrial. Lineage: Eukaryota; Metazoa; Chordata; Mammalia; Dasyuromorphia; Dasyuridae. The record is from RefSeq and is a predicted model, not a curated record. Bases 22 to 1332 code for a protein of 436 amino acids. The transcript is spliced from 10 exons. Gene Ontology annotation, biological process: mitochondrial citrate transmembrane transport.